Sphaerulina musiva SO2202 is the source of this 480-nucleotide messenger RNA. RefSeq lists its product as uncharacterized. The annotation marks the transcript as partial. NCBI's taxonomy places the organism in Eukaryota, Fungi, Ascomycota, Dothideomycetes, Mycosphaerellales, Mycosphaerellaceae. Gene Ontology annotation, molecular function: protein binding. The transcript has 2 exons. The record is from RefSeq and is a predicted model, not a curated record.
GUGACUCCAGCUCUCCCAGAAGAGAUAUAUGUCCACAUCUUCUCAUAUAUUGACCCAGCGGACCUGUGGCUAUCAACACGCCUCGCUUCCAAGACCUUCAACCGCAUCAUCGAAUCACAUCUGCAACUCUCCAUCUUGCCCUUUUUCCAAAUCAGCAUCAGCUAUAAUCUCGGGGGUUCGCGUUGGUACGAUGUGCGAACCCGAGUAUUUCUGUCCUACAAUGCCCUCGACCAGUCCAGGCCGCAGUACGCCCUCUUUGACAAGUUCGAAAUCCACCCCGAGCCGUAUCAUGGACGAGCGUUGGAGAAGUGGAAACGCAUCGCAGAGGAAGGAGUGGAUCCCGAAACGAAAUGGAUGGUGCAACUACGAAUGGGGAAUCCGAGGCUUUGCGAUAUGCAGAAUGUGAAGUUGUCGCGUACGAUUUUAUCUGCAGAAGGUGCGCUCUGUGAUUGGAAAGAAUUGUUCUCUGCAUAUUUUCGU